Molecule: messenger RNA, 10575 nt
Organism: Eriocheir sinensis (Chinese mitten crab)
Lineage: Eukaryota; Metazoa; Arthropoda; Malacostraca; Decapoda; Varunidae
Product: serine/arginine repetitive matrix protein 2-like
Exons: 10
Coding region: 3210-5531 (773 amino acids)
Source: RefSeq, a predicted model, not a curated record
AGAGAGAGAGCACAGAGAUAGAGACAGAGAGUGCUAGGGCGGGAGAGGAGAGAGGAGAGAGAGAGAGAGCUCCGUCACAGAUCUUACCACACCACCAACACCACCACCACCACCCCCAGGCCUCACCACCAAGCCUCACGCCCUUGCCGAAGCCCCAGGAAGCCCUUAGACCACCUCAUGUAGCCCCCAAGCCCUCAGCCCAACCAUGCGAGGCGGGGAGGAGGUGGUAGAUUCUGGGACUGGGCUUGGCUUCAGACCCCUCAGCCCCUCAGACCACGAAAUCAGCCCCUCCCCAGGCUACAAGAAUGGGUCCAGCGGUGUCUCCAGAGGUCCCAGUGGUGAUGUAGGCCUCGGGGGUGGCUGCGGAGGGCGCGUUGUGGUGGUGGACGCCGUUAACAUGUAGCAAUACAACUCAACAACUCAGCAACCAAGUCUUCCAAGUGUUGUGAUUCUUAGAUUUUAAGUGGUAACCGAGUCUUCCAACCACGGGCCUUUAUCCAUAUAAGUGUAUGUGAACGGACGGACUGUGUGUUUGUGUAUUGCGUGUGUAUUGCAUCAUCUAUCGUGUGUGUUCCUGCCAUCCCUACCUGUAUCCAACGUGUAUUGCCUCUCUGUCCACACCUGUCCAUAUCCAGUUCCAUUCGCGUAUACUCUCCCCUGUGUGUGCCCUGCCCUGCCUUGUCCUACCCCUGGGUAUUGAUUCACCCCUGAGCAUUGACCGUCUCCCUUGUGGACUGUCUUGUGACCCCUGGCAUUGAUCGGGCACUGGGCAUUGCUAUAUAAGGCAUUCUGGGUAUUGAUAAGCCUGGGCAUUGAUUGAAGCCCAGUGUUAGAGAGGCAUUAAAGUCACUGUUGGCACUGAUUGUUGUUGCAUUGUGGCAUUGAUCCCUGUGGCACUGUGGGCAUUGAUUGAGGCACUGAUGGCAUUGUUUCCUAGAGUGCCAAAGCAUUGAGUUAAGCCACUGUUGAUAUAUUUACUCGUGGCACUGUUUCCAUUGGCCCUCGUGGCAUUGAAGGCAUUGAUUCUCGUGGCACUGUGGGCAUAGAAACCAUUGGCACUGAGGCAUUGAUUCUCGUGACACUGGGCUAAGUUUGUGUGGGCAUUGAUUCCUCUGACCCUGUUGGCAUUGGUCUGUAGUCUGGCAUUCUGUAAGCUGUGCCACGCCCACCAUUGAUCUCUGGCACACUGGGCAUUGAUCUGAGACCCUGCAUAUAGCAUUUGUCCUGGCAUCCUCUGCAUUUUAAUCUAACACCAAGCUUACUCUCCCUGUGUGGCAUUGAUCCCCAAGCCAGCCUGGGCAUUGAUCCACGGCGCCCUUCCUGCACUCCUCCUUGUGGCACCAUUGGCAUUGAUCCCUUGUUGCGCCUCUGAAAAGCAUUGAACCGCAUCUGUGCCCUGACAAAUACCAGAAGAGUGGGGUAUUGUGGCACUGUGGUUAAGGUGGUCUCUCAAGAGUGCCCCAGAACUGUAUGGAUGUACCAGAAUACCCUGGCACUCGAGACUUUAGUGCCUAGGGUAUUGGCAUCAGUCGUGCAUUGAGGCUAGAGUAUUGCAAGGAUUGUCUGAGAUAUUGGCAUUGCUGGUUUCGAGAAUAUUGCCAGCUGCGAAGACUGUCUGAAGAUAAUUGAUAGUCUGAAUAUUGCUCCAACUGUACCGUGAAUUCAGUAUUGCAAGGAUUGACUAAAGAGGGAGAAUUGAUGCUUUUUGGAUUGGAUAACAUUGCCAACUCAACCUUCAAGAGUCUAACAUUUCGUGGACUGGCUAAAGAGAAUUGAUACAGUUUGGAUAUUGCCUUGAAUUCAGCAUUGCCAAGAUUAACUGUAAAGAGAAUUGAUACAGUUUGGAUAUUGCCUUGAAUUCAGCAUUGCCAAGAUUGACUGUAAAGAGAAUUGAUACAGUUUGGAUAUUGCCUUGAAUUCAGCAUUGCCAAGAUUGACUGUAAAGGGAUUGAUACAGUCUGAAUAUUGCCUUGAAUUCAGCAUUGCCAAGAUUGACUGUAAAGGGAAUUGAUACAGUUUGGAUAUUGCCUUGAAUUCAGCAUUGCCAAGAUUGACUGUAAAGGGAAUUGAUACAGUUUGAAUAUUGCCUUGAAUUCAGCAUUGCCAAGAUUGACUGUAAAGAGAAUUGAUACAGUUUGGAUAUUGCCUUGAAUUCAGCAUUGCCAAGAUUGACUGUAAAGAGAAUUGAUAGAGUUUGAAUAUCGCUUCCAACAUUGCCCUGGAUCCAGCAUUACUAGAACUGACUAUUUGAAGAACUGACAUUGAUAUUGGUGCCAACUUUGCCCUAAAACCUGAAGGAACUGUUGGAAAGGCAUUGAGAGGAGGAACGUCUUAGAUAUUGGUUCCAGCUUCGCCCUGAAAACUGAAGGAACUCUUAUUGGUUCCAACUCAACUCUAAACCUGAGCAUUACAAUAACCUGCAAGAAAUACACUGAGAGGAACGUCUUAGAUAUUGGCACAAGCUUUGCCCUAAAACCCAAAGGAACUGUCUUUCAAACUGGGUCUAAAUUCACCCUAUAUAUCCGAGCAUUACAAGAAGUUAUUAGAAAGACAUUGAGAGGAACGUGUUAGUGGUACCAGCUGUGUUCCCAAGUUUUGUUUAAUUUGGCGAGCAUCCCAAGAACUCACUAUUGUCAAGAGUUCCCGUCAGGACACGAAGCGUAACGUCCUAUACACUGGUGGCAGCGGUGUUCCUUAACAUUGCAAGACCUGACUACCAGAACCACUUAGAGCAACAACCCAAGAAGUGAGGAUUGCAAGGAGUGACUGAUCGGGCUUUCAGAGUUAACCUACACCCUGGAUAUCAACCCCAAGCCUUGCCCUUCGAACUAGUGCCCUUGAGAGUCUGGCUUUGUUCCCAGUGAGGUUUUGGCGCUAAGAUUGGAGGUCUCCCGGGCACUGUCCUGUGUAGAGUCCAAAGUGCCCAUCGUCUGUGCCCUGAGAGGCUUAGAUCUUUGUCCUGUCACGUGCUGCCCCUGCUGGCUUUACCCUUCGCCAUAGAGGUGCCACGAAAUUGAAGUUGGUGCCUGGAGACCUGACCACCUGACCUAGUGACCUACCCACUCCAAGGAGACUCCAACACCUCAAGCUUUUGGAGUCGUGACAAAGGGACAACUUCAGUGCCAGGACAAGGGCGUACCCAGUGUCCCCUGGUGUCCCCUUUGCUCUGAGCGAGGUGGAGGCGUGGGCGUGGGCGUGUGUCCUCGUUGAUGAGCCAGCCGGGUGGGCAGGGUGAGGGCGGGGGGCCGUGGGAGCAGCUGGUGGCCUCGCUGCUGGCCCAACACACGGCGCUGCUGCACAAGCUCGCCGCUGUGGCCCCGCCCUCCGCCGUGCUGCCCUCCACGCCCGCCCUGCAGCACGCCCUCGCGCCCGCCCGCUCCCCCGCCCUCAGCCUCGGCCACCACGCCCGCAGGAACUGGCGGAACAGACGCAACAGACAGCGGAAGAAGCUAAGGCGUCUGUACCACCACGCCAGCCUCGACGCCGCGGCCUGGCGACGCCCCGACCACCCCCACCACCGCCUCCACCACCCCGCCGCCGCCGCCGCCGCCUCAGCCCCUACGCCCUCGGUCUCCAGCUCUUCCCCGCCGCCGCCGCCGCCGCCGCCCCAAGAGUCCUCCGCCACCACCUGCACCACCACCACCACGCACGUCCGACGCACGCUGCGCUCCGUCGUGAGUGUGCGAGAGACCCAUGCACUAGCAGAGGCACAGCAGGAGAAGAACUCACGGCUGAAGGAAGCGUUCGGCAUCUCCGAGUACUUCGUCGAGGGUUCGUCUCUCGACCCCAACCGCAAGGCCAAGGAGGAGCUGGCCAGGGCGGCGGCAGAGGGCGCGGCGGCCGGAGCCAACGCUGCCCCGGCGGGUGAGAAGAAGCGGUACGGCUGGGUGAACACGCCCUCCCCCUCCCCCGAACGAACCCCCGCCCAGUCCUCCUCAGCGGCAGCCAAGAGGGAGAAGAAGGACAAGAAGAAGAAGAAGAAGCGCAGCCGUGACAGGUCAUCCAGCGCUGAGUCCUCCAGGAAGAAGCAACAUAAAGGGAAGAAGGGGAAACAUAGCAGGAGUGAGUCCCCCAAGAGGAAGAAGAGGGACGCAAAGAAGAAGAAGAAGGAGAAGGGGAAGAGGCGACACCGGUCCUCCUCCACCUCGUCCUCCUCCUCCUCAUCCUCCUCCUCCUCAUCCUCCAGCUCCUCGUCCUCAUCCUCCAGCUCAGAGUCGGACAGUGGAGUGAGGGCAGCCAAGGCCAGCAAGCGUCGGCGCUCGGACAGCCCCGCCGCCUCAGACUCCCGCAGGAAGAGAAGCGACAGCCGCCACCGCCACUCCCGUAAGAGGCCGCACCACCACCACCGCAGCAGCAGCCGCCACCGCCACCACCAUGCUGAGAGCUCCCCGGAAGCCCCACGGCCCCGCACCAAGCGCCACCCCACCAUCAGCCCCGCCGCAGACUCCUCCCCUGAACCACCCAAGCCAGAUGCCCCCGCCCCCCCUGCCCCCAAGGAAGGGAAGAAGACAGGCCAGGACGGGGAGAAGGACCAGGACGGAGCGCGGGGCCGGGAGAGGAAGGGCCCCGCGGAGGAGGCCGGGGGCAGCGGGGACGUGAGCCCUACGCCCCAACACAAGAGAGGCUCAUCCAAAGACAAUGCAGCGCCCCGCCCCCAGAGCAGGUCGCCCCCCGGGGCACCCCAAGGGGAUGAUGUUUUGAAGAACCAGCGAGCGGCGUCCCUCAUCGCCUGUGGGUCCAUCCCCCUCCCUAAGCCCGCCAGCCCCGCCAAGCCCCAGGACAAGGCCAGCCCCAAGGCACCCCAGAGCCCUGCCUCCACCACCCCCGCCCCGCCCCAACCCCCCGACCCCAGCAGCACCCCAGACCUGCCCCGCCCACCACAGAACGGCAGACACUCAGUGAGGGCAGGACGCACUAGCCCCCCGCACUACAGAAGUCGGGGGUCCGCCGGGGCCACCACCACCAGCACCACCAGCCUCUCCCCCGCCCGCAGCCCCGACUCCCACAGCUCCUCGCCCCGCAGCCGCCACCACCGCCGCCGCCGCUCCUCCCGGUCCUCCUCCCGCUCGUCACACUCCGCCUCGUCCUCGCGCUCAAGGACAAGGUCACGCUCACCCUCACACUCUCGUUCCAGGUCGCAUUCCAGGUCACUGAGGUCCGGGUCAAGGUCACCCUCCAGGUCAGCCUCCAGGUCCCGGUCCAAGUCCUACUCGAGGUCACGCUCCCGCAGCAGGUCACGAGGUCACUCCAGGUCCAGAUCCAGGUCGUACGGGGGCCACUACAGCAGGUCGCCCACGAGGUCACGCUCCCGAACCAGGUCAAGGUCACUGUCCAUCCCGAGGAGGAGAGGUUCGCCUUCCUUCCUGGAUAAGAGGAGGAUUACCAGUGCAAGGAAAAGGCCAGUCCCCUACCACCGGCCGACACCUCCCCCCUCCCCCUCCUCCUCCGAGUCAUCCUGGUGGUCAAGAAGCCAUACCAGGUCACGGAGCAGGUCAUGGAGCCGUACCAGGUCACCCUCGUACAGCAGGUAAUAGAGAAAGGUCACGGGAGAGGUCAGGGGGUCAGGUCACAUCCUCCACCGCCUCUUCCCUUCACCCGAGAUCUCAAGAGGAGUUUGUGACCCUAAGAAGAUGCAAAACUCAAGAGGAUGUGAGAGCUGAUGUGUGAUUUUAAUUUUUAUUUUAUUUAUUUUAUUUAUUUAUUUAUUUAUUUAUUUUUUUUAAGAGGAUUGUCGGAGGUUGUGUUUUCCUUCCUCUUCCAUUCCUUCCUUCUUCCUCUUCCUCCUCUUCCUGUUAUUUCCUCCUUAUGCCUUCCUUUUCCUCCUCUUCCUCUUCUUUUUUCCUCCUCUUCCUCUUUCUCCUUCUACUUUUUCCUCUUAAUCUUUCUCUUUACCAAGUUUUUUCCUCAUUUUUUUCUUCCUUUUCCUCCUCCUCCUCCUUCCUUUUCCUUCCUUGCCCUCCUUCUUUCCUUCCUUUUCCUCCUCCUCCUCCUCUUUCAUUGUCCUCCUUCCUUCCUCCUCCUCCUCCUCCUCCUCCUUCCUUCCUUCCCUCCACCCAAGUCUGCAACCUUCACCGAAAACUUCACUGCAAUCUCAAAAAACCAAGGAAUUUUAUCGCAAACUCAACCAAAACAAUAAGUACCGUAAUUCCUUUUUCGAGACACUGGUGGUCGCUUCGGAAAGAUUAAAAUAAGGAACGUGUCGGGCUCCACUCGUAGAUUCAUGGCUGUAGUGUUUAUCGUCAUAGGCGGAACGUUUACCGAGGGCCAGAAUAAGCGGCGCGAAUACGUAUUACCGAGACACCAGAGUGCAAUAUGUUUACUCAACGGAAGAGAGCGAGAGAGAGCGAGAGAGUCAACCGUAUGCUAGAGUGUGUGUGUACGUCGAAACUGUCUCCGUUCGGUUGCGUUACGAGGCUAAACGAACCAAGAUACUCGUCAUUAUCGCUAGUCAGAGAGUCAUUAGGUUAGGCAGGGGCAGACUCACCCGCCCGCUAGUCAGGGAAACGGAGAAUGAGUCACGAAACGAAAGCUCGAGGGGUUGUUUACAUUUCCGCUGUGGUGGUGUCGUGCAAGAACCAGGAAGUAUGAAUGGGAAGGGACUUAGUAUGAUAGUUACGUAGAGAGAGAAAAACCUUACUAGGCAAAAGGGAACAAGAGUGUGUGGGUCUUACGUAGAUGUUACUCUUCUUGAAUUACUAUAGAUACGAGCGCAAGGAAAGGUUGAAUUUGGUGAGUGUACGGAUGCAGGUUGUAACGUUACGCGGAUGAUGUGAAAAAGAAUGUUGCAGAAAUAUGAACAUGCGUGAUUUAUUGUAGAUACGAGUGCAAGGAAAGGUUGAAAUACGUGAGUGAAUGGAUGAGAGUUGAAAGUUACGCAGACGGCUGUUAGGAAGAUAAUGUGAAAAAGAAUGUUGCAGAAAUAUGAACGUAGAUGUUACUCCUUUUGAAUUACUGAAGACAUGAGUGCAAUUAAAGGUUGAAAAUACACGGACGAACGGAUGAAUGCUUGAACGUUACUCAGAUGACUGUUAGGAAGAUAAUGUGAAAAAGAAUGUUGUAGAAAUAUGAACGUAGAUGUUACUCCUUUUGAAUUACUGAAGAUAUGAGUGCAAUUAAAGGUUGAAAAUACACGGACAAACGGAUGAAUGAUUGAACGUUACUCAGAUGACUGUUAGGGAGAUGUGAAAAUGAGCGAACAGGUGAAGGAUUGAAAGUUGCACAGAUGAAACGAACAAGAUAAAUAAAUGAAAAACGCAAAUAUGAGAGAUAGAAGGAUAAAUGAGAGUAGAUAGAUAUAUAGAUGAAAAUGAAUAAGCAAAUGAAAGGAGAAACUGAAUAAUGAAUGAGAGAAAGAAAAUAACAAACAGGCUUAUAUAGUACUUAUUUAUCAUUACUGUUAUUAUUAUGUGGCUAACAGAUGUGAAGUUGAGGACCUGGAAACAGUGCUCAGAAGGGAAAGACUCCGAUGGUUUGGACAUGUAAAGAGAGCAGGGGAGGAUACAGUGCUGGGAGUUUCAGUAGAGGGCCUGGAAACAGUGCUCAGAAGGGAAAGACUCCGAUGGUUUGGACAUGUACAGAGAGCAGGGGAGGAUACAGUGCUGGGAGUUUUAGUAGAGGGCCUGGAAACAGUGCUCAGAAGGGAAAGACUCUGAUGGUUUGGACAUGUAAAGAGAGCAGGGGAGGAUACAGUGCAGGGAGUUUUAGUAGAGGACCUGGAAACAGUGCUCAGAAGGGAAAGACUCCGAUGGUUUGGACAUGUGAAGAGAGCAGGGGAGGAUACAGUGCUGGGAGUUUUGGAGAGACUGGAGGUAGAAGGAAGGAGACCAGUUGGUAGACCUAGGAAAACGUGGAGGGAAACAGUGCCCAGAAGGGAAAGACUCUGAUGGUUUGGACAUGUGAAGAGAGCAGGGGAGGAUACAGUGCUGGGAGUUUUGGAGAGACUGGAGGUAGAAGGAAGGAGACCAGUUGAUAGACCUAGGAAAACAUGGAGAAGGUGUAUACAGGAAGACUUGGCACUGACAGGAUUGGAUGAGGAUCAGGCAGAAGACAGUAGAAUGGAGGAGGGCCAUAAAGCGUCCAGCUGCUCAGGAAGACUCAAAACGGACGAUAAACGAAAUGAUGACGAUGAUGAUUCCUGUUAUAAUUGCCCUUGUGUCCCUUGCCUCCUCGACUGUGAAAAUAAAGAACGAAGAAAUGACAUAAAUAAGGAGGUAGGAAAACAUUGAUAUUAUUGACCGAUCUCACAGAAUACUCAGUGCAAUAUGUAGUUAGAGAGAGAGAGAGAGAGAGAGAGAGAGAGAGAGAGAGAGAGAGAGAGAGAGAGAGAGACUUAAACUUAAUCUCCAGCGGCAUCAUGUACUUAACCGGAAUCCGCAGCGAAAGGAAGGAAUGAAAAAAAAAAAAACUUACUUACGUACUUAAAAAUGUAUCUAGUUUUUACUCUAGUCAUUUCGUACUUAAUUUAUUUCUACCGCUAACUACACUAACUUAUUUAUUUGAGAUUACUUAGUACUUAAUGACCCUGUAAUUACGUGAAUGUUAUGUUAAUUAGAAGGUUCCACACGAGAGAGCAUAAUUUGGCGCCCACACACACACACACACACACACACACACACACACACACAUACACACAUACAUACACAUAUUUCUUUCACUCAUAUAACCUCAUCUGUAUAUUUUCUCUACUCGUAUGAAAUUAUCUUCACUACCAUUGCCAUAUAAGUAAUUUGUGUAGUAGUAAAGUAUAGUUUGGGGCACACUUAUGUAAAGCUGCACAUCGCCUCAGUGCUCACCUCCGUCACACUAGCCCUCAUGUAUAGUGAUAUUAAGUACUUAACUAUCCCUUGGUUAUGCUUAUGGUUGAGAGAUAUUUUUCUUCAUUGUUUGAGAGAGGAAAAAAAUACAGGUUAGUUUUACACAGAUACCACAUAAUAGGUUCAUACUGCCCAUACAUAUAAUACAGAGGGAAUUAGUUGUUUCGGAAGGCAUCAGUGAAAGGAGUGAGAGAAUGAAGAUGCUGGUCAACUCUUGCAUUAGGAGGUUGGACAGCAAAUGGAUGAGUCUGAGUAAAAGAUCUAAAAGGAGGAGAUGCAGAUGAAAUAUUUAAGGUCAUUCCAAAGUAUAAAAGUGAGGGAUGAGAGAAUAGAGAUGCUGGUCAACUCUUGCAUUAGGAGGUUGGACAGCAAAGGGAUGAGGCUGAGUAUAGAGUCUUGAUGGAGUUAUAUCAUGAAAUAAAUCAUAAUACAGGGGAAAUUAGUUGUUUGUAGAAUGCAUCAAUGAAAGAAGUGAGAGAAUGAAGAUGCUGGUCAACUCUUGCAUUAGGAAGUUGGACAGCAAAGGGAUGAGGCUAAGUAUAGAGUCUUAAGGGAGUUAUAUCAUGAAAUAAAUCAUAAUACAGGGGAAAUUAGUUGUUUCGGAAUGCAUCAGUGAAAGGAGUGAGAGAAUGAAGAUGCUGGUCAACUCUUGCAUUAGGAAGUUGGACAGUAUAUGGAUGAGAGUAUACAGGCGCAGGAUUGAAGGCUGUCCCAUACAUACUUACAUACAUCCCUCCCCUUAAUGCAAAAUAAUGAUGUUACAUGAAAAGAGGAAAAAGAAUACAAAAAAGAAGAAGAAAUCACAUUCAUACCCAUACAUACACAAAUACAUAUCCAAAUACCCCUGAAAAUGGAGUGACCAGACUUCUGCUAAUACAUUUGUUAUGACAGAGGCAGGAGACACAGGUUAACUACACCCACACAGACACCCACAAAGCAUCUCAUACCAAUACAAGAAGGAAAAAACACUAUAGAUGCCGAAAUAUGCUCUCGCGCGUGAUGCCAACUCAGCAAUUUUCGUACGAGUGUUCUUUGAGUAGCGUUUGUAAGAAGGAUGUUUAAUUGUGUAUAUUUUGUACUUAAUGAGGAUAAGGUGGAGUAUGGAGGUACUUACUUAACUAAUUUAUUACUUAAUUUAUUGAUUAAUUUAUUGACGAGGGAGAAAGAGAGAGAGAGUAUGUAUGUACGUAUGUGUGUGUGCGCGUGUGUGUGUAACUAAUUUAUUACUCGACUUAUUGCCUAAUUUAUUGAUGAGAGAGAAAAAGAGAGAGAGUAUGUACAUGUGUGUGUGUGUGUGUGUGUGUGUAUAUCUGUGUGUGUGUAUAUGUGUGUGUGUGUGUGUGUGUGUGUGUGUGCAUUCUUAGCUAGUCAGAUUACCCCAAGAAAUGAUCCUGUACAUUACUAGUCAAGAGAGAGAGAGAGAGAGAGAGAGAGAGAGAGAGACCUUAGCUAGUCAUAUGAGCAACAAGUGAUGUAACAAAUAUAAAAAUAAAUACUAAUAAAAAUGAUUCUGGUCAACAAACGAGAUUAUUGAAUUUUUUUACAUAUAUUAACUUAUGUAUUUAUUGUGUGUUGAAAGGAAGAUACUGUUGAAUAAGUGUAUGUCAGUCUGUAUCUAUUAUUUAUUUAUUGAAGGGAGUGUAAGUGUAGUGAGCUUGUUCAUGUAAGUAAGUGAGGGUUCAAAAAGUAAUAAUAAUAAUACUAAUAUGUUAACUUUAUUUAUUAUUAUGCCCUCAGAGUGAAAUAAAAAUGAUGUCAUGUU